AUGCAUGUGUGCCUGGAUCUGGGUGAGGCCGGCGCCCCGGAGGCCGCCGCCUGGCCGCGCUGCGCAUCGGGGGGCGCCCGGCAUGAGCUCGCGCCCGCGGCUGCGGCUGUGCGCCCGCGCCUGGCUGCCCGCGGCCCGCUGAGCCGAGCCGAGCGCACGGCGCACCUGGGCUGUGUCCGCGGCGCGGGGCGCGGCGCCCGGGAGCAGGUGUGCGGGGGCGCCGCGUACGGGGAGCGCGGCUGGGCGGCUGGGCGGCCCCUGGGCAGGUGGCGGGCGGCGAGCGAAGCCGGGCCGGGCGCGGCGGAGCGCAGCGCAGCGCGGGGGGCGAGGCCGGCGCGUGGCUCGCUCGCUGGCUCGCUGGCUCGCGGGAGGCCGGGCAGCAGCAGGGGCAUGUGGAUACUGGCUCUCUCCUUGUUCCAGAGCUUCGCGAAUGUUUUCAGUGAAGAGCCCCACUCCAGCCUCUACUUUGUCAAUGCAUCGCUGCAAGAGGUAGUCUUUGCAAGCACGUCGGGGACGCUGGUGCCCUGCCCGGCUGCAGGCAUCCCUCCUGUGACUCUCAGAUGGUACCUAGCAACGGGCGAGGAGAUCUACGAUGUCCCCGGGAUCCGCCACGUCCAUCCCAACGGCACUCUCCAAAUUUUCCCCUUCCCUCCUUCAAGCUUCAGCACCUUAAUCCACGAUAAUACUUACUAUUGCACAGCUGAAAACCCUUCAGGGAAAAUUAGAAGUCAGGAUGUCCACAUCAAGGCUGUUUUACGGGAGCCCUAUACAGUCCGUGUGGAGGACCAGAAAACCAUGAGAGGCAAUGUCGCGGUGUUCAAGUGCAUUAUCCCCUCCUCGGUGGAGGCGUAUGUCACUGUCGUCUCAUGGGAGAAAGACACGGUUUCACUUGUCUCAGGAUCUAGAUUUCUCAUCACAUCCACGGGAGCCUUGUAUAUUAAAGAUGUACAGAACGAAGACGGCCUGUACAACUACCGCUGUAUCACGCGGCACAGAUACACAGGGGAGACGAGACAAAGUAACAGCGCGAGACUGUUCGUAUCAGACCCAGCGAACUCAGCCCCAUCCAUCCUGGAUGGGUUUGACCACCGCAAAGCCAUGGCGGGGCAGCGUGUGGAGCUACCCUGCAAAGCGCUUGGGCACCCCGAGCCGGACUACCGCUGGCUGAAGGACAACAUGCCCCUGGAACUUUCUGGGAGGUUCCAGAAGACAGUGACGGGGCUGCUCAUCGAGAACAGCCGCCCCUCGGACUCAGGCAGCUACGUGUGUGAAGUAUCCAACCGAUACGGCACUGCCAAGGUGAUAGGCCGCCUGUACGUGAAACAGCCUCUGAAAGCCACCAUCAGUCCCAGGAAGGUUAAAAGCAGCGUGGGCAGCCAGGUCUCCUUGUCCUGCAGUGUGACGGGAAAUGAGGACCAGGAACUCUCCUGGUACCGAAAUGGUGAAAUCCUCAAUCCUGGGAAAAACGUGAGGAUCACAGGGCUGAACCACGCAAACCUUAUAAUGGAUCACAUGGUCAAGAGUGACGGGGGUGCCUACCAGUGCUUUGUGCGCAACGACAAGCUGUCUGCUCAAGACUAUGUCCAGGUGGUCCUUGAAGACGGAACUCCCAAAAUCAUUUCUGCCUUUAGCGAGAAAGUGGUGAGCCCCGCAGAGCCGGUGUCCCUCGUGUGCAAUGUGAAGGGAACGCCCUUGCCCACGGUCACCUGGACCCUGGACGAUGACCCCAUCCUCAAGGGCAGUGGCCACCGCAUCAGCCAAAUGAUCACAUCUGAGGGGAACGUGGUCAGCUACCUGAACAUCUCCAGCUCCCAGGUCCGGGACGGGGGCGUCUACCGCUGCACCGCCAACAACUCGGCCGGAGUCGUCCUGUACCAGGCUCGAAUAAACGUAAGAGGGCCUGCAAGCAUCAGACCGAUGAAAAACAUCACUGCAAUAGCAGGGCGGGACACAUACAUCCACUGCCGCGUGAUUGGCUACCCAUAUUACUCCAUCAAGUGGUACAAGAACGCUAAUCUGCUUCCUUUCAACCACCGCCAGGUGGCAUUUGAGAACAACGGGACUCUGAAACUCUCAGAUGUACAGAAAGAAGUGGACGAGGGGGAGUACACCUGUAAUGUGCUGGUACAGCCACAGCUCUCCACGAGCCAGAGUGUCCACGUGACUGUGAAAGUUCCACCUUUCAUCCAACCUUUUGAGUUCCCAAGAUUCUCCAUCGGGCAAAGGGUCUUCAUCCCGUGUGUGGUUGUCUCCGGGGACUUACCCAUCACCAUCACCUGGCAGAAGGAUGGACGGCCAAUCCCGGCAAGCCUCGGGGUGACCAUUGACAACAUCGACUUCACCAGCUCCCUGAGGAUCUCCAAUCUCUCCCUGAUGCACAAUGGGAAUUACACCUGCAUCGCCCGGAACGAGGCAGCGGCCGUGGAACACCAGAGUCAGCUGAUUGUGAGAGUUCCUCCCAAGUUUGUGGUGCAACCCCGGGACCAGGAUGGGAUCUAUGGCAAAGCAGUGAUUCUCAAUUGCUCUGCAGAAGGUUAUCCUGUGCCUACAAUUGUGUGGAAGUUCUCAAAAGGUGCUGGGGUCCCCCAGUUCCAGCCAAUUGCCCUGAAUGGCAGAAUCCAGGUCCUGAGUAAUGGCUCACUCUUGAUUAAGCACGUUGUGGAAGAAGACAGUGGCUACUACCUCUGCAAGGUCAGCAACGAUGUGGGCGCGGACGUCAGCAAGUCCAUGUACCUCACAGUGAAAAUUCCUGCUAUGAUAACCUCUUAUCCCAACACUACCCUGGCCACUCAGGGUCAAAAGAAGGAGAUGAGCUGUACAGCACAUGGAGAGAAACCCAUCAUUGUCCGCUGGGAAAAAGAGGACAGGAUCAUUAACCCCGAAAUGGCCCGUUACCUUGUGUCCACCAAGGAGGUGGGAGAGGAGGUGAUCUCUACUCUGCAGAUUCUGCCAACAGUGAGAGAAGAUUCUGGUUUCUUCUCCUGCCAUGCUAUCAAUUCUUAUGGGGAGGACCGUGGAAUAAUUCAACUCACAGUGCAAGAACCCCCAGACCCUCCCGAGAUUGAGAUCAAAGAUGUCAAAGCACGCACAAUCACGCUCAGGUGGACCAUGGGGUUUGACGGCAACAGCCCCAUCACAGGCUAUGACAUCGAAUGCAAAAAUAAAUCAGACUCCUGGGAUUCUGCUCAAAGAACCAAAGAUGUUUCCCCUCAGCUGAACUCGGCCACCAUCAUUGAUAUCCACCCUUCCUCCACCUACAGCAUCCGCAUGUACGCCAAGAACCGGAUUGGCAAGAGUGAGCCCAGCAACGAGAUCACCAUCACGGCGGAUGAGGCAGCUCCUGAUGGUCCACCUCAGGAAGUUCACCUGGAGCCCACGUCAUCUCAGAGCAUCCGGGUUACCUGGAAGGCUCCCAAGAAACAUUUACAAAAUGGGAUCAUACGUGGCUACCAAAUAGGCUACCGGGAGUACAGCACAGGAGGCAACUUCCAGUUCAAUAUUAUCAGUAUUGACACCACCGGGGACAGCGAGGUGUAUACCCUGGACAACCUGAACAAGUUCACCCAGUAUGGCCUGGUGGUGCAGGCCUGCAACCGGGCUGGCACAGGACCUUCUUCUCAGGAGAUAAUCGCUACCACCCUGGAGGAUGUGCCCAGUUACCCUCCCGAAAAUGUCCAAGCCAUAGCAACAUCACCAGAGAGCAUAUCAAUCUCCUGGUCCACGUUGUCCAAGGAGGCCUUGAAUGGGAUUCUCCAGGGGUUCAGGGUCAUCUACUGGGCCAACCUCAUGGACGGAGAGCUGGGCGAGAUUAAGAAUGUCACCACCACUCAGCCUUCCUUGGAGUUGGAUGGACUGGAGAAGUACACCAACUACAGUAUCCAGGUGCUGGCCUUCACCCGUGCAGGGGAUGGCGUCCGAAGUGAGCAGAUCUUCACCCGCACCAAAGAGGAUGUUCCAGGUCCUCCUGCUGGCGUCAAGGCAGCAGCAGCCUCAGCCUCCAUGGUCUUUGUGUCCUGGCUGCCCCCGCUCAAGCUGAACGGCAUCAUCCGGAAGUACACCGUAUUCUGCUCCCACCCCUACCCCACAGUCAUCAGCGAGUUCGAAGCCUCCCCUGACUCGUUUUCCUACAGAAUUCCUAACCUGAGUCGGAAUCGACAGUACAGUGUCUGGGUGGUGGCGGUGACAUCAGCUGGAAGAGGCAACAGCAGUGAGAUCAUCACUGUCGAGCCCCUGGCUAAAGCUCCUGCACGGAUCCUCACCUUCAGUGGGACGGUGACUACUCCAUGGAUGAAGGACAUCGUUUUGCCCUGUAAAGCUGUUGGAGACCCCUCACCUGCAGUAAAAUGGAUGAAAGACAGUAACGGGACACCCAGCCUGGUGACGAUAGACGGCCGUAGGAGCAUCUUCAGCAACGGAAGCUUCAUCAUUCGCACGGUGAAGGCAGAGGACUCGGGCUAUUACAGCUGUGUCGCCAAUAACAACUGGGGAUCAGAUGAGAUCAUUCUAAAUUUGCAAGUUCAAGUUCCACCAGAUCAGCCUCGGCUCACUGUAUCCAAAACAACAUCUUCCUCCAUCACCCUCUCCUGGCUCCCUGGAGACAAUGGGGGUAGUUCCAUCAGAGGCUACAUCCUUCAGUAUUCCGAGGACAACAGCGAGCAGUGGGGUAGCUUUCCCAUCAGCCCCAGUGAGCGUUCCUACCGCCUGGAAAACCUCAAGUGUGGGACGUGGUAUAAGUUCACUCUUACUGCCCAAAAUGGAGUGGGACCAGGCCGCAUAAGCGAAAUCAUUGAAGCCAAAACUCUGGGAAAAGAACCCCAGUUCUCCAAGGAGCAAGAGCUCUUUGCCAGCAUCAACACUACCCGGGUGAGGCUGAAUCUAAUUGGCUGGAAUGACGGGGGCUGCCCCAUCACCUCCUUCACUCUGGAGUACAGACCCUUCGGGACCACAGUCUGGACCACGGCUCAGAGGACCUCUCUCUCCAAGUCCUACAUCCUGUACGACCUGCAAGAGGCCACAUGGUACCAGCUGCAGAUGCGGGUGUGCAACAGCGCCGGCUGUGCUGAGAAGCAAGCCAACUUCGCCACGCUGAACUACGACGGCAGUACAAUCCCUCCACUCAUUAAGUCAGUUGUCCAGAGCGAAGAAGGGCUGACCACCAACGAAGGGCUCAAGAUCCUAGUGACCAUCUCCUGCAUCCUGAUCGGCGUGCUGCUGCUCUUCGUGUUGCUGCUAGUGGUGAGGCGGAGACGGCGGGAACAGAGGCUGAAGCGGCUGAGAGAUGCAAAGAGCUUGGCUGAAAUGCUCAUGAGUAAGAACACGCGGACUUCAGACACCCUAAGCAAGCAGCAACAGACCCUGAGAAUGCACAUCGAUAUACCCAGGGCCCAGCUUUUGAUUGAAGAGAGAGAUACAAUGGAGACCAUAGAUGACCGCUCCACGGUCCUGCUGACGGAUGCUGACUUCGGAGAGGCAGCUAAACAGAAGUCACUGACAGUAACUCACACGGUGCAUUAUCAAUCAGUAUCUCAGGCCACCGGGCCCCUAGUGGAUGUUUCAGAUGCUCGGCCAGGAACGAAUCCCACCACCAGGAGGAAUGCGAAAGCUGGACCUACAGCGAGAAACCGGUAUGCCAGCCAGUGGACACUCAACAGACCCCACCCUACCAUCUCAGCACACACCCUCACCACAGACUGGAGACUGCCCACACCCAGGGCUACAGGAUCCGUAGACAAGGAGAGUGACAGCUACAGUGUCAGCCCGUCACAAGACACAGACCGAGCCAGGAGCAGCAUGGUCUCCACAGAAAGUGCCUCCUCUACCUACGAAGAACUGGCCAGGGCCUAUGAACAUGCCAAGAUGGAAGAACAGCUGAGGCAUGCCAAGUUCACCAUCACAGAGUGUUUCAUAUCCGACACGUCCUCCGAGCAGUUGACGGCAGGGACAAACGAGUACACGGACAGUCUGACCUCCAGUACCCCUUCCGAAUCGGGGAUCUGCAGAUUCACUGCGUCUCCGCCGAAACCUCAGGAUGGAGGCCGAGUGAUGAACAUGGCGGUUCCAAAGGCCCAUCGGCCAGUUCUAGAGACCAGAAGUUCAAAGUCAAGACACCAGCUGACAAAUGUUCCUCUGAGGGCUCUAGGUGACCUCAUACACCUGCCUCCAUACCUUCGAAUGGACUUCUUGUUAAACCGGGGGGCACCAGGCACCAGCAGGGACCUGAGUUUAGGACAAGCGUGCUUGGAACCCCAGAAAAGUCGGACCCUGAAGCGCCCCACGGUCCUUGAGCCCACCCCUAUGGAGGCCUCCUCCUCCACCUCUUCCACAAGAGAAGGACAGCAGUCGUGGCAACAAGGGGCCGUGGCCACCUUACCUCAGCGAGAGGGCGCAGAGCUGGGACAGGCAGCUAAGAUGAGCAGCUCCCAGGAGUCACUGCUGGACCCCCGAGGCCAUUUGAAAGGAAACAAUCCCUACGCAAAAUCUUACACCCUGGUAUAACACAUGGCGUGGCUGGACAGCGGUUGUAAAUACAAUUUAAACGAUCCAAUCAAAGCUACCUUUUUUUUACGGAAUUCCAAUAUUUAUAAUUAAAGAAAAUUGCCAAAAUAUAUUAAAAAAAAAAAAGAAAGAAAAUACUGAAACCACAGACAGUGCAAAGACUACUCUGUUUUCUUCCGUCUGAGUGUGGGCUCCAUCUGCCUGGGCAUCUGAUUUUUGGGGAAAGAAGUCCAGUUUUAUGAUUUUCACAGGCUAUAGCAUUUUUACUGAUUUUCUACAAAGUGCAUGGGGACUCGUUAAACCUUCUGAACAGAAGUUCUAGCACACAAGAGUCAAGAAAGGAAAUGGGGGAAAUUAGCCUAUUUGUGAAUCAAAGAGGAACGUUGCUCUGGGGGCAGGGGAAGCUUUCAUCACCUGUGCACACCUUUCCUUCCCACUAGGAACCAGGUCCUCGGUUUGAUUUUCUGUUAUUAAGGAUGAGUGCUGUCAGUGAGGGGGUGGGGGGAAACCCAUUCGGUCUUCUUUUCUGUUUAUUUUUUAAUUUGAUGAGACACUCUUUGCAUUUUGUCUAAGCGAAAUAAAAGAGAAAAGGUGGUCUGCCUUUAUUUGCAUGUCUACUGAUACCUCCUAUCCAUGGCUCAGGCCUCCUUCCUGCUCAUACUGUUUGUGAACAAAAUGACUGGACCCAGUGCCCAAUCUAGGAAAACGGAUGCGAAAACUCUGAGCAGAAGACACGGCGUCAGCUCUGCGGCUGGAAAACAAACAAAAGGCAGCCUGGUCUCCAUCCAGUAUUCUAAGCCCCUCGCAGGACUCAGGUCCUUGUCCCAUGCAGGACCUGCUGCCAAACUCAUCAGGGUCAGCAGACCAUCUCCAAAUCCAGCGUACUGCUCUUUGUCAAUAAAGUUUUAUUGGAAGAAGCCCAAAGGCCCUUCGCUCCAUUUGCAUUAUCUGUGUUUGCUAUUGUGCUGUGAUGUCAAGUUGAGUAACAGUAUGGCACACUAAGCCCAGAGUAUUCUCUGGCUCUUCACAAGAGAUGCUUGCUCACCCCUUAAGUUCCUCGUUUUCGCCCUGACUUGUGAGGGAAAGGAAGGAAUGUUGUGUCUCACCUCCCUCUCCCUGCCCUGUCUCCACUGUGACUGACAGGUUCACAGUAGACCGUCUUCAGAUGUGACUCCUCCAGCCCUCUCCUUGGCACCCACAGGAAUAUCAGUCCCUAUAUGGUGUUCCUCCAAAUUCUGUAUUUCUUUUCCUUUCUCUCUGUCCAAAUGCCUUGUCAUAGGGCUUAUGCAAACAGAGAGCCUACUCACAAAUGGGAGGUACCAUACCCACAUCCCUUGACUCUUACACAGUGUGCCUUAGAAAGAGCCUGCCAUUCUCUGAGGCAGCAAAACCUGAUUCCAGAUGCCUCCCCUAACAGGCAAGGAGAACCAGGUCUUCACAUUAGAAUUUUGGCAUUGACUGGAAAAAAAAACUGACCCCACGUCCACAGCUUCCAACUUCCCAGUAAUGCCUCACACAAGUUCCUUCUCAGACCUUCUUAAUGCGCCCCCAUGGAAUCCAUCAGCAAAAGCUGGUGUGGUGAUUGCUAUCUGGAACUAGACUACAACACUCCCUUUCCCCUCCCUUUCCACCCUUCCCUCUUUCCAUCUCUUCCAGGCAGACUUUGUGCCUCCUGGGCUUCAGACACACAGAGCACAGGCAGAGCAGGUACCAGACUCCGUCACAGCCAUACAACAGUUCCGACACUAGGGCCUCUGUGGAUGGGAGCGAUGUGCUGCUCGCCAUGGUUUCAGAGCACAAUUUAUCCUUGACAUCCUCACGGAUGUGGAAGGAUCAAGAUGCUACUUUCUAGAGAAAGAAAGACGGACCCUAGCAUCAAUAAGUUUAAAAAGUUGUAGAGUUCCCACCCUUGAAGUGUAUUAAGUUUUUUUUUUUCUCCCAAGAUGUACAAAAAUAAAAGAUUCGACAAUGUCUGCCUCUGCGAUGGAUUGCUUGCAAGAUUCCCGCCUUGGAAACGCUUGUUAAAAUGAAUUCCACAUGCAAGCACUGUAUCAAAACCUUGUCCCCCUGCCUCAAAUAGGGGCCUGAUACUGUCUA
This is a messenger RNA of Chionomys nivalis (European snow vole), 8592 nucleotides long. It is a transcript of the gene Dscam, whose product is annotated as DS cell adhesion molecule. Gene Ontology annotation, biological process: dendrite self-avoidance; axon guidance; homophilic cell-cell adhesion. The transcript is spliced from 35 exons. The record is from RefSeq and is a predicted model, not a curated record. Gene Ontology annotation, molecular function: cell-cell adhesion mediator activity. NCBI's taxonomy places the organism in Eukaryota, Metazoa, Chordata, Mammalia, Rodentia, Cricetidae. The coding region runs from base 1 to 6495 and encodes 2164 amino acids. Gene Ontology annotation, cellular component: axon; plasma membrane.